This is a messenger RNA of Suhomyces tanzawaensis NRRL Y-17324, 1110 nucleotides long. RefSeq lists its product as uncharacterized. Gene Ontology annotation, biological process: protein refolding. NCBI's taxonomy places the organism in Eukaryota, Fungi, Ascomycota, Pichiomycetes, Serinales, Debaryomycetaceae. The coding region runs from base 1 to 1110 and encodes 369 amino acids. Gene Ontology annotation, molecular function: Hsp70 protein binding. Gene Ontology annotation, cellular component: cytoplasm. The record is from RefSeq and is a predicted model, not a curated record. The transcript has a single exon.
AUGAGGCUGCUCUUCCCCAUCUUCGCGGUACUAGCGCUCUUGGCACUCCAUGUCCUCGCCAAGGACUACUACAAGGUGCUAGGCCUCGACAAAACCUGCAACGACAAGCAGAUCAAGUCGGCCUACAAGAAGUUGUCGCUCAAGUACCAUCCAGAUAAGAAUCCAAAUGACGACGAGGCUCACGACAAGUUCUUGGAGGUGGGCGAGGCUUACGAGGUGUUGAGCAAUCCCGAAAAGAGGAGCAACUACGACCAGUUUGGUGACCCUGAAGGGCGCAAACAGCAGGACUUUGGUUUUGGUGACAUGUUCAACCAGUUCUUUGGAGGACACGCUGGACACGGCCACGGCGGCCAGCGCCGAGGCGACAGCACCCAAGUCAACGUACACAUUCCGUUGAAAGACUUCUACAACGGACAUUUGUUGGAGUUUGACGUGGAAAUGACCAACUUGUGUGAGACGUGUCACGGCACAGGCUCCGAAGACAAGGAGACGCACCAAUGUGACAGGUGUCACGGGUCAGGUCAGAUCACGGUGCAGCGUCAAUUAGCACCAGGAAUGGUCCAGCAGAUCCGCAUGGCGUGUGACGCGUGUGGAGGACGUGGUAACAAGAUCCUGCAUCCUUGCAAGCACUGUAACGGCCAGGGAAGCCACCAAGGGCCUAGACACUACGACGUGUACAUUAAGCCAGGCACUGCCAGAGACUCCAACGUCGUUUUGGAGGGCGAAGGCGAAAGACAUCCAGGAAUAGUGCCAGGAGACUUGAUCGUGAACUUCCGUGAAGAGUUCUCCAAGGGAUGGGGUUAUCGUCGUGUUAACGAGCAUUUGUACAGGACAGAGGUAGUGACGUUGAACGAGUCGCUUUUCGGAGGCUGGGAGAGGCGGAUCCGUCAUCUCAGCGACGAGGAAGGCGAGGAAGAAGUGGUGCUUAGAAGAGACCCUGGCCAGAUGGUGAUAAAUGGCGAGAUAGAAGUGUUGGAAGGCAAGGGAAUGCCUCGCGAGGGGAACGAGAACAGGGACAACGACGAGUUCGGCAACCUUUACAUCGAGUAUCGGGUGUUGGUGCCGGGAGGGAAGAAAAUGGAGAAGGGGAGGGAGUACGACGAGCUAUAG